This is a messenger RNA of Lasiodiplodia theobromae, 1080 nucleotides long. RefSeq names its product Amino acid/polyamine transporter I. The transcript has a single exon. Gene Ontology annotation, molecular function: oxidoreductase activity, acting on NAD(P)H. Lineage: Eukaryota; Fungi; Ascomycota; Dothideomycetes; Botryosphaeriales; Botryosphaeriaceae. The record is from RefSeq and is a predicted model, not a curated record. Bases 1 to 1080 code for a protein of 359 amino acids.
AUGGCAGAACUCCCCACAAAACAGACGGCUCUCACAUUCCAAGACGACGGCACACUUGGGAUCUCGCAUGAAGCGCCGGUCGCAGAACUCAAGCCAGACAUGAUCAUUGUGAAGACAGCGGCAGUGUCAGUCAACCCCGUCGACACGAAAAUGGAGUCGGGAUUCGCAAAGCCGGGGAGCAUCGGCGGCUGCGAUUUUGCGGGGACGGUAGUGGCCGUCGGAUCCGAAGUGCGGCGGCCCGUGAAGGUCGGCGACCGCGUGACCGGCGCCGUCAUGGGCUCCGACCCGAACGACCCGUCCUCAGGCUCCUUCGCGACCUACGUCUCGGCCCCGGCCGACAUCACGCUGACGCUGCCCGAGAGCGUGCCGUGGUCCGUCGGCGCGUCGCUGUCGACCGUGUGGUUCACCGUCGGCCAGGCCCUCUUCCACCACCUGCUGCCCGACCUGGACGUCACGCCAGCAAAACCCUACACCGGCGAGAAGCCCAUCACGGUGCUCGUUUACGGCGGCAGCAGCUCGGUCGGCACGGCGGCGAUCCAGCUGCUGCGGCUGGCCGGCCUGCGGCCCAUCACAACGUGCUCGCCGCGCAACUUCGACCUCGUGCGGUCGUAUGGCGCCGACGAGGCCUACGACUACCGCGUGCCGACGUGCGCCGCCGACAUCAAGGCCGCGACGAAAGGCAACCUCAAGUACGCCCUCGACUGCAUCACAACGAAAGACAGCAUCGCCAUCUGCUACGCCGCCAUCGGCCGCGCCGGCGGCCGCUACACCGCCCUCGACCCCUUCUGGGAGGCCACCGCCGCCACCCGCAAGGCUGUCAAGGCAAACUGGACCCUCGGCAUCACCAUGCUGGGCAAGGACAUCGCCUGGCCGGAACCGUACGGCCGCCCCGGCUCCGAGGAGGCGAGGAGCUUCGGAGCGAGGUGGGCAGGUGAGUUGCAGGCCUUGCUGGAGAGUGGGAAGAUGCGCCCUCAUCCGUUGAGGGCGAAGGAGGGUGCUGGGUGGGAGGACGUGCUGGCCGGUUUGCAGGAAAUUAAGAAAGGGGAAGUAAGCGGCCAGAAGCUUGUUUAUGUAUUUUGA